Molecule: messenger RNA, 1347 nt
Organism: Eutrema salsugineum
Lineage: Eukaryota; Viridiplantae; Streptophyta; Magnoliopsida; Brassicales; Brassicaceae
Exons: 2
Coding region: 28-1029 (333 amino acids)
Source: RefSeq, a predicted model, not a curated record
GAGAGAUCUUUCUCUCUGUCUUCAGCAAUGGCGUUCCUCUCUUCUUCUUCUUCAUCGUCUCCGGCGAUGCAGAAAGGGAUUUUCGUGAGCGUGCCGGUACUUGUACUCUCCGUUUCGUUUGCCGCUGCUGUCUUCUUUCUCCUCUCGUCUUCUCUCUCGUCAUGCUCAUGUCCUUCCUCUAUAUCGUCCCCGAACGACGCCGGUGUAGCUUCCGGCGGUGAUGUUAGAUUGGAGGAGAGGAUAUCUCCGACGCGAAAGGAUAUAGAGUGGGUUAGAGAUCUGAUUAGAUCCAACGGUUUGCAUAUGCAGAAGAAUGAGCUCCGGAAAGGGAUCAAUCCUCGCACUAGGGAUCAACAACUUAUAGAUCUGAAACAGUACAAGGGUAUAUCCCAUUAUGAAGGAGAAGAAGCAAACAACCACACAGCUCUUCCAUGCCCUGGUGAGUUACUGGUUGAGCAGCAUCACAGCAAUUAUGGUGAACCUUGGGCAGGUGGGCGCGAUGUAUUCGAGUAUUUGGCUGAAUCAGCAAGUCUUAAACCAAACUCUCGUGUCCUAGAAAUCGGAUGUGGCACAUUACGUGUGGGUUUACAUUUCAUCCGGUAUCUCAAUCCCAAACAUUUUCACUGCCUUGAAAGGGACGAGCUUUCUCUAAUGGCUGCUUUAAGGUACGAGCUUCCAUCUCAAGGUCUUCUACAUAAACGACCUCUUAUACUCAGAGGUGAAGAUAUGGACUUCAGCAAGUUUGGUUCAGAUAUAACGUACGAUCUGAUCUACGCAAGUGCAGUCUUUCUCCACAUGCCUGAUAAACUCGUGUGGACUGGACUCGAAAGGCUAGUGAAAAAGUUAAAGCCUUAUGAUGGGAGAAUCUUUGUGUCGCAUAACGUAAAGUUUUGUUCGCGGUUAGGAGGAGACGAGUGUGCAAAGAAGCUAGCAAGUUUAGGACUUGAAUAUCUUGGAAAACAAACACAUGAUAGCCUGCUGUUUAAUCACUACGAGAUCUGGUUCGGGUUUAGACGGUUUAAAACAUAAAAGCUUGUUGCUGUGCUUUUUCUAAGUUUAUAUCAAUUAUCUACACAGCGUUGCUCUCCAUUUUCUGAAGAUUGGAUCAGGACUUUAAGGAGGAUCAGAGAUUGUUUUGGUGAACAAAAGGAUAGAAUAUAUGUGAAGUACAAAGAUGGCUCUGUAUCAGAUGACUACUACUUUAGUUUUUGUGUUUGUGUUCAGAAAGAGGGAUGCAUGUAUUGUUGUAUUGUUUACAUGCCUAAUGUGUUAUAAGAGAGGGGGCAAAGAUUAAUUUACUUGUAACCGAAGACAAAUUCUUUUUCACAUUUUUAAAAGUUGUUACCA